CGCUUCCUCCCAGGGUGCACUGCGCUCCAGGAAGCGCUUCGAGCUGUCUAAGCAGGAGAAGCAGCUGAGCAGGAUGGAGGAAGAUGAACUGGAGGUGCUGGAGGAACUGGAAGCUGUGCUCCACCUGGCACCAGAAGUACAGCAAGCCAUAGAGCAGGUUUUCCCCAGUCAGGACCCCUUGGAUCGUUCAGACUUCAAUGCUGUUGAAUAUAUUAACACUUUAUUUCCUACUGAACAGUCCUUGUCAAACAUUGAUGAUGUUGUAAGCAAAAUCCGUUUGAAAAUAAGGCGUUUAGAUGACAGCAUCAGAGGUGUGGUACGAGGCCAGACAAAUGUUGGACAAGAUGGGAGACAGGCUUUGGAAGAGGCUCAGAAAGCCAUACAGCAGCUCUUUGGCAAGAUCAAAGACAUCAAAGACAAAGCUGAGAAGUCUGAACAAAUGGUGAAAGAAAUCACACGGGAUAUUAAACAGCUAGACCAUGCUAAGCGCCAUCUGACCACAUCAAUUACAACCCUUAACCAUCUACACAUGCUGGCUGGAGGAGUUGAUUCUCUGGAAGCAAUGACAAGAAAAAGGCAGUAUGGGGAAGUUGCCAACCUGCUGCAAGGGGUGGUGAAUGUCCUGGAGCACUUUCAGAAGUAUAUGGGUAUUCCUCAGAUUCGGCAGCUAUCAGAAAGAGUUAAAGCUGCUCAGACUGAACUAGGACAGCAGAUUCUAGCUGAUUUUGAGGAGGCUUUUCCAUCUCAGGGCACGAAGAGACAUGGAGGACCCAGCAAUGUCCUGCGUGAUGCCUGCUUAGUAGCGAAUGUCCUGGAUGUCCGGAUUAAACAAGAGAUCAUCAAGAAAUUCAUCAGGCAACAUCUCUCUGAGUACUUGUUGCUUUUCCAAGAGAACCAAGAUGUUGCAUGGCUUGACAAAAUUGACAGACGUUAUGCUUGGAUUAAACGUCAGCUAGUGGAUUAUGAAGAGAAGUAUGGCCGAAUGUUUCCUGUGGACUGGUGCAUGACUGAGCGCAUUGCUGUUGAAUUUUGCCAUAUAACCAGGAACGAUCUUGCAAAAAUCAUGAGGACAAGAGCGAAGGAAAUCGAGGUGAAGCUGCUGCUCUUUGCUAUUCAGAGAACCACUAACUUUGAGGGUCUCCUAGCAAAAAAGUUCUCUGGCUGUACCUUGACUGACACUGUUGUGAAAAAGCCAGAGCCCCAAGCUCCAGUUUCUACCAAUCCCUUCCUAGAUGAUGACAACAUUGGAGAUGAAUCGGCUCUUGAAAGAGAUGGUGACCUUGAUAAGCUAAAGAAGCCAAAAGUACCAGAGAACCCCUUCCAUGGCAUCAUUUCUAAGUGUUUUGAGCCCCAUCUAUAUGUUUAUAUUGAGUCACAAGACAAGAACCUUGGUGAGUUAAUUGACAGGUUUGCUGGGGAUUUCAAGGCCCAAGGUCCACCAAAGUCUACUUCAGAGGAUGCUGGAGCUGUGUUACCAAGCUGUGCAGACCUAUUUGUGUACUACAAAAAGUGCAUGGUACAGUGUUCCCAGCUUAGCACAGGAGAGCCAAUGAUUGCCCUUACCACUAUAUUCCAGAAGUACCUGCGGGAAUAUGCCUUGAAAACUCUCUCUGGUAAUCUCCCCAAAACCAGUAGCAGCAGCACAGGCCUUACAAUCACCAGUCUUCUGAAGGAAAAGGAAGGUUCAGAAGUUGCCAAAUUCACCACUGAAGAGCUGUGUCUGAUAUGCAGUAUACUGAGUACAGCAGAGUACUGCCUGGCUACAACACAGCAACUGGAAGAGAAGCUAAAAGAAAAAGUAGAUGUGACACUGACAGAGAGGAUAAACCUGACAACAGAGAUGGAUACUUUCAGCACUGUAAUUUCUAAUAGUAUCCAGCUGCUUGUGCAAGAUUUAGAUUCUGCUUGUGAUCCUGCACUUACUGCAAUGAGCAAGAUGCAGUGGCAAAAUGUGGAACAUGUUGGGGAUCAAAGCCCAUAUGUUACAUCAAUCAUUCUACACAUCAAGCAGAAUGUUCCCAUUAUUCGAGAUAACCUAGCAUCCACCAGAAAGUACUUCACACAGUUCUGUAUCAAGUUUGCUAACUCUUUUAUACCAAAAUUCAUCAACCAUCUUUUUAAAUGCAAGCCUAUCAGUAUGGUGGGAGCCGAACAGCUUCUACUUGAUACUCAUUCUUUGAAAACGGUUCUUUUGGAUCUGCCAUCCAUUGGUUCUCAAGUAAUAAGGAAAGCUCCAGCCAGUUACACAAAGAUUGUAGUGAAAGGCAUGACACGGGCUGAGAUGAUCUUAAAGGUCGUGAUGGCGCCACAUGAACCCUGUGUUGUAUUUGUGGAUAACUAUAUCAAACUGCUUGCUGACUGCAACACGGAAACAUUCCAGAGGAUAUUGGAAAUGAAGGGCUUGAAAAGAAGUGAACAGAGUUCAAUGCUUGAGCUGUUUCGACAACGACUUCCAACACCUCCUUCUGGUUCUGAAAACAGUUCUGUCGCUCUUCAGACUCCGACGCCUGAGCAAGAGUCGUCACGGAUCCGAAAACUGGAAAAACUCAUCAAGAAGCGGUUGUAAACUAAGCACCGCGACCUGUGGACUCCACAGUGGCCAGUUAGCAAAUCUGCUAUGAACACUCUGACAGUCACCCUAUUAUGCUGUCACAUCUCUUCUAAUUGAUCAUUUUAGGUGUCAAUGGAGUAGGAUUUGAGCCAGAGAAUGCCUAUUGGAAAUGACAGAACAGUAUGACUUUGUCUCUGUCUAGACAGAACAUAUCUAGAUCAGUCAAUCCCUCAAGCAUGUUAAAAACACUGCGAGGGAGUGUGCGGUCAUGCAGGAUUGUUCCUCCUAAUUUUUCUGUUUGGUUUAGCCCAAGGCUUGUAUGCAAGUACAUAGCUGAGCGUCCAGUCUAUUUAAGGAGACACUUCUGUUCCUGCUGCGUCUAACCACUGAAACACAUUACAAACAUAGCAGGCUCUAGCAUGAACAAACUUUUGUUAAAGUGGUAUUGCUUUACUUUCUACAUCCAGCUGUUACAUGAAAACAAUGUGACAGCCUUGACACCGACUCUGCUGUGUGCCAGCAAAUUUCAUUAGGUGUUAACUGUUUUACGCUAUACAAAUAAUGGAAAUUUGCUCAGACCAAUCGAAACGUCGGGUGGAUUGUUCUGAAAGAAUCUUGGCCAGCCUGUUUAAACUUAAAUAGCUCUUAGUUUAUUGAUGAGUGCAGAUGAAAGCUAAACAUUCUACACGCACAAUUGUGUUUUGUCUCUUCUUUGCAGUCAUGGAACUUUUAAGAUAAGACAAGAGAUCGUUACUGUAUCAUAGUACAAACUCGUGAGAAAAAUGAUAAGUUAGAUUUCUAAAAUGAUGUUGCUUUGUUAUA
Messenger RNA from Nanorana parkeri, 3373 nucleotides. It is a transcript of the gene VPS53, whose product is annotated as VPS53, GARP complex subunit. Bases 74 to 2566 code for a protein of 830 amino acids. The record is from RefSeq and is a predicted model, not a curated record. Lineage: Eukaryota; Metazoa; Chordata; Amphibia; Anura; Dicroglossidae. Gene Ontology annotation, biological process: retrograde transport, endosome to Golgi. The transcript has 22 exons. Gene Ontology annotation, cellular component: GARP complex.